AUGCGUGUAGGGUGCUCGUCGAAGCCGAGGACGUCGACGAAGACAUACCAUCCAGUCUUGGAGAAUGAUGCGAUACCUGAAGCACCAGGCGUCCCACUGACUAUCAUAUGCGGGUUCUUGGGUGCCGGGAAGUCAACGCUGGUCAAACGAAUCUUGACGGAACACCAUGGCUAUCGCAUAGCAGUCAUAAUGAAUGAGUUCGGAGACACGGCGGUGACCCGGACGAUCAACGUUACUUCUCCUGACGACCCCUCAACGGAGGGCUCCGAGGAAGUUCUCGAGCUGCCUAAUGGGUGUCUCUGCUGUAGCAUCAAGGACGUGGGCGUAGCAGCCAUUGAGAAGCUCAUGGAGAAGAAGGGCGCGUUUGACUAUAUCUUGCUGGAGACGACGGGGUUGGCAGAUCCAGGUCCUAUCGCGUCGCUAUUUUGGCAGAACGAAGAGUAUGCGUAUGGGCUGGGGAAGGAUAUCAGGCUGGACGGCGUCGUGUGUGUCGUAGACGCUGUCUUCGGGCGAAAGCAAAUGCUAGAAGACGAAGCCGUCGACGGCGUCGGCGAGAGUCUCAGGCAGAUCGCAUGCGCCGACGUAGUCCUCCUGAACAAGGUUGACCUCGUCUCUGAUUCGGAAGUCGAGGAGACGGAGCAACUCAUACACAAAGUCAACCCUGCGGUGACGGUGCACCGCACAGUCAGGGCACAGAUCGAUCUGGGCAGUGUAGUGGGCAUCGACGCGUACGCCUCGCGCAUGCCGUCCAACGCUAGACACAAUCACGACCACUCGGCGCACGACCACGAACACGAGCACGAUGCGCCGGCCCCGACGCACUACGAAGUCCGCGGCAUCACGAGCCUGCAGGUUCCCUGCCCGGUCCUCUCCCGCGCGCAUUUCGACCGGCUCGACGAGUGGAUCCGCACCGUGCUAUGGGAGGGCACGCUCCCGGCAUCCGAGUCUGAGUCCCUGUCGGGGAAUCUGGAGGUCCUGAGAUGCAAGGGUAUGUUCUCGUGCCGGGACGGAAAGAGGUAUGUCCUGCAAGGUGUUCGGAAUAUCUACGAUAUUUCGGAGAUGGAUGGUGCUAGUGAUAAGGCCGGCGGUCGGGGUCAGGAUGUGGGAGUGCCAGAGAUGGGGAAGCUGGUGUUUAUUGGGAAGGGGCUGGAUGAGGGGGUUCGGCGGAGUCUGGAGGCUGUCUUGCGAUCAUAA
Gloeophyllum trabeum ATCC 11539 is the source of this 1194-nucleotide messenger RNA. Its product is annotated as cobW-domain-containing protein. NCBI's taxonomy places the organism in Eukaryota, Fungi, Basidiomycota, Agaricomycetes, Gloeophyllales, Gloeophyllaceae. The transcript is spliced from 7 exons. Gene Ontology annotation, cellular component: cytoplasm. Bases 1 to 1194 code for a protein of 397 amino acids. The record is from RefSeq and is a predicted model, not a curated record.